Molecule: messenger RNA, 1142 nt
Organism: Argentina anserina (silverweed cinquefoil)
Lineage: Eukaryota; Viridiplantae; Streptophyta; Magnoliopsida; Rosales; Rosaceae
Product: SPX domain-containing protein 3
Exons: 3
Coding region: 72-851 (259 amino acids)
Biological process (GO): cellular response to phosphate starvation
Source: RefSeq, a predicted model, not a curated record
AAACCCCUUCACUUAGCUUUCUUCCCACUCCGAUUCUAGGCUAGGUUUCGGAAACCUGCAGUACGUACUAGAUGAAGUUUGGGAAGAGGCUGAAGCACCAAAUGCAGGAGACGUUGCCAAGCUGGCGUGACAAGUUUCUUUCGUACAAGGAUUUGAAGAAGCUUGUGAAGCUGAUUUCUUCGGCUCCGGCGGUGUUGAAUGGGAAGUCCGGGAAGGCGGAGGCGGACUUUGUGUACCUGUUGAACAAUGAGAUCGACAAGCUCAAUGUCUUUUUCAUGGAGCAGGAGGAGGAUUUCAUUAUCCGGAAUAAGGAAUUACUGCAGAGAAUAAAGAAGGUAACUGAUACGUGGGGACCAAAUGGUAGCCAGCCUUCAAAGACUAUAUAUCAAGAUGAAGUCGGAAAAAUAAGAAAAGACAUUGUUGACUUCCACGGUGAAAUGGUGCUCUUGGUCAACUACAGCAAUAUCAAUUACACAGGAUUGGCCAAAAUACUGAAGAAGUAUGACAAGAGAACAGGAGCUCUGCUGCGCUUGCCAUUCAUCCAAAAAAUACUGGAGCAGCCCUUCUUCACCACUGAUCUUAUCUCAAAGCUUGUCAAGGAAUGUGAAGGCACCAUUGAUGCAGUGUUCCUGGCGGACGAAGAAGAUAAGAGGAAAAGAGAAGUAAAGGAAGCAAUAACAGUUGCCGGCGAAGGAAUAUUUAGAAACACAGUUGCAGCUCUAUUGACAAUGCAAGAAAUCAGAAGCGGAAGCUCUACUUACAGUCAGUAUUCUCUACCACCAAUCAACUUGCCUGCGGACUCGGAUCUCAUCCAGUUAGUCCAACUCAACCCUCCGAUAGCAAUAGUCUAGUAUGAGAGCUACUAGCUAGAGUUAAGCAGACAAGACAGGAGAAGUUCAUAUAUACAUACAGGAUAGCAUAGGAACUGGAGAAUGAUCGUGUGAUCAGAUUCUUAUGUAUUAGUCUCAAAAAACUAGCUACAGAGUACAGACUACUGGCAUGUAUCUUAAUAUACAAAAGGAGAAGAGUUCUGUGUUAGUGUUUAGUAAUUAGUAUUUUAGUUAUAUAUAAGAAUCAUAAGAUCAGAGUGAUUAAUGUAAUAUUGGUCAAUAAGUUGGUUUGGUUCAUUAUAUAUGGUCGGA